AUGGACUGGCUUGCCUAUACUGGGAGAGUUGAAGAUCCAGAAAACCUGGAAAUUGUCGUCUUAUUAGCUGAUAAGAAAGCCCUGGGCAUCGCCAUCACAUCCACUCCAUCCGUCCACUUCAACAAGCGUAUCAAUGAAUUUGCCUCAGCUGUAAAACAGGGAGCGCUACCUUUGAAAGUGGAUGGACACAGUGUCUGGGUGAAGAGCUUGGCGUCGUGUUCUGAUAAAGACUGCACCAGCAUCCAGACACUGGCAGUGUCACACAAGCCUCCAAACUGGGGGAAGACCUUGGCUCCAUGUUCUGAUAUAGCCUGCAACAGCACCCAAUUGAAUGGUGCUGCAGAGAUCUCAAGAGGUAAAGUUUUCUUGUUUGGAACCAUCGCUGUGUUGGUCAUGAUGAUGAACAAAUUGCUUUACUAAAAAGAUACUUGCGUCUUUCAAGAAGAUAGAUUAAGUUCUUCGGUUUAUUGAGCGUGAAAACAUAGACUUAUAAUGCGUAACAGAUGGUCUGUCUCACGCUAGGUUUUGUGCUUAAUGCCUUCGAGCUGAAACUUUUCGAGACUUUUGGAUGGUAGUUGCACUAUUACGCGUUGCUAAAGGUAGCGCAGAAUCUAUUUGCCGAGCAGGUGUGAGACGUUUCAUGAGAGGUUACUCGCAAGUUACGGUAGCUUAUAAUUCGAUAAAAUUAGUGUCUCUUAUAUUCUUUCCAUUAGAAAGACAAAUAGAUAGGGCACCGUUGUUUCCCUGAUAAAAAGUGAGUAAAAACAGACUCACCUUUAUCCAGAUUAGUUUAUGAAUAUCAUAUAGGGAUUCAAUUAUAUGAAGUAAUAUAAUCUUCUUAUACCUGCAUAUAGUCACGAUUUUCCGUCUAAGUUGCCUUUUUCGAUCCAGUGUAGAACUGUAACUGCAACAAUUCUGCUAUUUCGAAUUUUCUUAUUCAAACAAAGUAAAAAAACGUUAUUAUAUAAGCGUCUUAGACUGUUAUAACCAUUGUUAACCAUUAAAAGUAUUUAAGCAUUAUAAAAUUAUGAAUGAGUUGGGUUGAGUUAGAUUUCAAAUCUAAAUUAAGUCGCCACAGUUUUAAAGUAAUAUCUUAAUUUUAAAUAAAUUUUAGACACGGCCUCAAUGAAAAGCAGAUUUUUUAUUUGUUUCUUUUAUUUGAAUUGUUAUUAUAGAUUUUAUUAUAGUUAGGAAGAUAGAUAUACCUUUAUAGAUAAUUAACAACUGAUGGAAAUACCGUGUAUAAAUAAAGUUAUCUUAUCUUAUCUUAUCUUAUCUUAUCUUGCGCAGUACUCGUUUUCAAGAACGCCGCACCCCCCCCCCCUCUACAUCGCCCGGGAUGUUACUUGAGCCAAGAUCAUUUUCCGACCUUUUCGAUCUUCUACGGGGUAGACAGGCUUGCCAUUGACUGCUUUUUGCUUAUGUUUUUUCAUUCGUUUCGUCGGGUUGUUACGUUUUGGUUAUUUUGGUGUUUUAACUUGUUUGGUUUUUUUCGUUUUUCUGUUGCGAGUGUUGGCAGACGCCCUGACGAAGGACCAACACUAGACAGGUCAAAGAAACUCUUUAGGGUGGAUGGUUUACAUCAUCAACUCAGUUGAUAAAACCAAAUAAACUUGGAGUAGCCCCCUUCCCCUCCCCUCCCCUCCCCGCUGACGCAGAAGAACCACUAACAGUUUCUUUAGAUCAACUUACCCCUUUAGUAUUGUACAAAGACAGAUUACUUUUGAUCGGCCGGGGCCCAAUUGUUACAAGCUCAAUUCCAGCAGUUCAUAGUCUUCCUUACAUAAUUGCCUAUGGAUGUUAUUCCAAUGAUGCGCAAAGGUUUUAUUUUAAGUCUGUCAUGCACCAUGAGAAGAGUUAUCUAAGAUUACGAUCGAUCACAUGGCCUCCCUCAAUUGUCAUGCAUCAACAUUUGUCUACACGCAUGACAUUGUGAUGCCAAAAUGAAGUUGAUGUAUAUAGGUAUGUAUAGGUGUAACAAACAGUCAAGGCAUUUAAAGUCAGUAUAUAUGAAUGCAUUGACUGAUGAAAAGCGAUUCUAUUUUAAACACAAUAUUAAAGUGGAUAGUUUUGUUAAGCAUUUAUCAGACUAAUAUGUCUAUCUUGACCUUGGAUUGAAUCCAAGCCACCUUAGUUAGUUUUAAAGUCAAAAUUUCAUUGUUUAUUUUCUGUUCGUGAGCGACUACUAAACGACCAUUCUGUCAUUAAACAACAACCAUUCUGUCAUCUAUGAAUCAAUUCAAGUAACUAUUGCCCAGCGUUAAAAUAAAGGGAAAAAAAAGACAGCUUUUUUAUUUAUCCUCUAGUCUUGAGGAAAAGAAAACUAGUUUAUAAAAUUCAGUUUACAGGUAUUAUACGAACAGCUCUUAUUACGAGAUAUUGAACCCAAAAGCAAGGCAAAAAGUACUUAUUGGUUACAAACUGGGAAGGGAAACCAGUCAAUAUUAUUUACCGGGGGAGGGGGGAAGCGGAGGAUGUUUGGGGAGGAUCACGCAGUUUUUUAGAGGAACGGAGGGGGGGGACUUUCAUUCUCAGGGUAUAAACUAAUGAUGGGGAUCACUAGAAAAUCAUCCCCCGGGCGAUGAGUAAAGACCGGUCUCUAAUUAAGAGGUGAACGAUACCAAUCGCUCUCAUUUCACAUAAAACAACCUGUAUUACCAUUAGCGCUAUUUUAAGCCAGUGAAAUACUUCGUGAUCGGAAUACUUCACUAUCAAUGUGUAGUCAUCACUACAAAGCGUGCUUUUCUUCGCCGGCGGGAAAGUAUGAUGCCUUUAGUGACACAAGCGGAUCAGAGGUGACCUAGAGCGUGACUCGCACUCGGCGCCGCCUCGCGCUUGACUCGCACUUCGCACUGAUAUUUGUUAUCGUCUGCUGUUAACCAUUGUUAGGUAAGGCGCUGAAAUUAAAAAAAAAUAUAUCAUUGCCUUUUCUUAACAUAUCUCAGUACUAAAGACUAGAUUAUGGUUGAAAUUCACCAUAACAGCUUCAGGUACUCAGUCGAAAAAGGAGCAGGUCUUUGGGGAUUGUGAAUUGAAUAAGAGAUUUAUGCAGAUUAAAACAUGAUCACGAGCCGAUCAUUGUUGAGAGGAAAGCAAACACUCAAAGGCAAUGUCCGUCUUUCUAGGAAACUGGAAAAAUAAGCUGAGAUUUUAUCAUACAUAAUCACAGAAGGGGGUUGGGGUGGUGUUCAAAAGCAUAUGAGCUGCUUACUUCCUACCUAAGGCAAAAGCAGUCGCAAAGGAACACUUGGUCUUUGUUUCUUACAGGUAAUAUGCCUCUGCAACUGUAAAUGAUUCGCUAUCUGAGAUAAAUUAGCAAAGAUAGCUUGUGUACCAGGUGUCCCCUAAUGCCCCCACCCCCACCCCCACAGACGUAGACUCACAUGUGUUAAUUAUUGAUUCCAAGAAGAGCCAUUGCUCACUCCAAACUUUACCAGAGACGAUCGACGUUGGUGGAGUCACCGUGCGUUCUUUGGAUUAAUUGUAAAAGCUAGUUCGGUAAGUAGUGUUAGAUAAAAUAUAAGCGAAAUGAUUUCAAUUUGGUUAGCAGUGGAUGUAGGCUAAGCGGCCUGACACGCUCAGAAGGAUACCUAAUGCUAUUUGGAGGCGACGGCUUCCAAAAAGAAUUUUGCUUUGGAUCGACGACCAAUCUUCAUGUCUUUCCCUAUAAAGUGUCUCGUAGAUCAAGCCAUUCUAAUAGGGGUUUUCGGAGGUUUCACGACGGGGAUUUCCAAAUUUAUAUCAGUUUGUACCCUCACGAUAAGGUGCAAUUCGCGAUGUGCUAUUGAACAGCGCAGUUUGAAAGGUAUCGGAUAGAACAUUAAAACACAUCAUACUUUGAAAACACAAAGUCGUUCAGACCUUGUACACCUUUUAUUAUAUAUGGUUUAAUGAAACUAAGUCUAUAUUAUAGCUGGAGAACAUGAUCAUAAUUCAACCGGGGAAGGAUGUCACGAUACCGUGAGUUUAAAAGUAGCUAUACGAGGCCUCUUUGAUUUUCGCAAUCAGCUAUAGUCUUCUAUAAUUCUGCUUCAUUCCAUUAAUUUAUACUUGUGUUCUGCGUAGGCUGUUGUCAGAAUUCAGUUUUACAGAGUAAUAUUGCGGGUACAGCAUGGAAUUUCAUUUCCUCGAGCUAAUUUCGCCAUGCGAACACUGUAAACAGCUCUUCAGUUGAAAAUAUUGUGCUUUUUAAAUUGAAGUGAAAUUUAAGACGAUCUCUUCAUGAUUUAGCUUCUCACGUGGCUUCGAGUUUUAAAAAAUUAUUCAAUUUACUGCAAAGUUUUCGGCGUGUGCGCUUGCCUUAAAAUUAUUUUGGUUAAUGGUUCAGACGACACUCUUUGUAAUUUCUUGUGGCCUUAACAUAUUUACUAGUCGGUUGCAGAAAUCGGCUAAGUGGACAUGAUACGUGCUUAUUUUACCUUUAGGACCUCGGGUACUCAAAUAAAUAGUGAAUCGAAUGACCUUGAGCAUAUAUCCUUUGGUACGUCGUCGAAAAUUGCCUGGGCUUGGAGAAAAAUCGAAUGAGAGAUGGAUUAAGGCCAGUAGAACUGCAGACGAACUAGGUAUCAUUUGUCUUGCCGGAGAUUAAUACAGGCAAACAAUGCAUUUCUAGGAAACUAAGGAAGCAACAGCGAAUUUCCGGUUCCAAGCUUACGUCUCGAGAAAAGCAAAAGAUUUUAAUGAAAGCGUUACGCGCUGUGUGACGUGGGGUUAAGUUACGUUGAGAAUUUGAACACGCUGUAAGGAAUAGUACGGGGAAAGAAAUAUGGUCGAUCUACAACGCGAAAUAUUUCGGAAUAUGAACAUUCUACACAUAAGGAUAAUAGAACUUACUCGCUCUUUGUUUGUCCAUUGUGGUUUGUGGUGUUCUCUGCCGCUUUUGGCUUGCUUUUCCAUCGCUGUCACUCCUGUUAUAAGACAGAGUUAUGCUCUCGUGAAAUAAUCUUUUGCUUUUCCACGAGACGUGACACCUGCGGUAUAUGUUCACCGACGGGAGGGGUUCUUGGGGACGUUUCGACACCGUCUCUACAGUAACAGUAACUUCAAAGGGAGUCUUCAGCACUCAAUCUCAGUUUUUUUUUUCCUGGAGAUAAAUCACAACCUCAAAUCUACAUAGAAAAAUACCCUAGUUGAAACAACCGUACGGAAGUCUGACCGGGUUUCACGGGCGCCGGCUUUCACGGGCGCCAGCUUACACGCGCAUGGAUAAUUAAAUUUGAAUAGGCAGCGGGGCAACGUGUAGCUGAAUACUUCGUAUUUUCAAGGUUGAAAUCAAUUCAUUGUCUGGAACAUUUAACAAAGGAAAGCUUGUAAGAUUAUGAAUAAUCAUUUAUUUUGUGCAUGCGGGAGAAAUGAAAAUAGAGCGCGCUGACCGUUUCCGAAUUGACAGAUCUUUUAAAGGAGUGGCAGCAACCUCCUCUCAUCGGCAGAAAUUAAUUGUGGCUUUCGGAUUCGCUUGAGGUACUAGCUUUGGUGGCUUUUUUUCAAACCCAUUGAAGUUUCCGACUCGUUGGAAAGGCAAGAAUUUUUACGAGAUUUCCGGUAGUCGUUUGAUCGGCGACUUGGAAAAUCGCUCAUGAAACGUAAUGUUGUGUUCUACGACUCCAUUCGUGGGACAAAGUGGGUGACCGGAGCAGGGAUGGUAAAAGCAUUUUGUCUGCUCGGGCAACCAAUCAAAACACAGGAUUCCUUUCAUUUGGCCUGCCCGUGGAGCCGGCUAUAAAAAAGAGAAAUAUUGUGUACAUUAGAAUGCAGAAAAAGUUGUUGCCAUUAGAUGUCUAAACAAAUGGCAAAGUAUCAUUGAGUCUAAAGAGUGAUAUCAAACACGGUAACAUAUUAGUAUGUAACAAACAGUGCUUGAGCUCUAACUAACAGUGAAGAAAUGUUGGGGGUUUCUUAAAUCGGUGCUCGCAGCAACACUAUAGUAAUACAGUAUAAAUAAAAUAAAUAUAAAUAUUAAUCGUAAAUAUUCCUAUACAGACUCCUAUAUUUUUGCCAUGACUCUUAUCUCGCAAGAUGAUCAUCUCACAGCUGGAGCCUGGGCUGCCUUUGCUAGAGCAAACUAAAUGUACCGAAAUUACUGUUGUUUGUGUGAGAAUGGUAAAAACAUUAUUCCCCAUUAAUCAUUAAAAAUACAAAUAUUCAAAACAACGCGGGAAACUGGAAUCCCCUUCAACUCGAACCAUCUUCCGUUUCUCUUGGGUGUUCGAGUUAGCGGGCUGCCACUGUAUUCUUUUCUGCACUGCAGAUAUGUGAAUGGAUACUAAAUCUUAUAAUGAUCUAAUUUAUUUCCCAGGUUGCAGCUUUGAACGAUGCUUUCUCUUACGUUUAUGCUAUUGUUUGUGAUCGAGUUUGGAUGGGCCUCCCAGUGUGACAAGUGGUCUGGACCCGCUGGAACGUUUGAAUGCAUUCAAUUAAGCUUCUACAAUAACGAAUACCAGUGGGCGACGUGCUUGACGGAUACAUACAUCAAGCAAAAGAGCAAACAAAAAUACCAGUGUGCAGACCAAACUAGAAUUUAUUGCUGGUACCAGUGUAUGAUUGAAGUGCACAACAAGGAGUAUGGAUCAGUGACGAGUGAUUGUUCCUGUACCCCCAGCAAUCCAACCUCAUAUCCAAACACUCUCACACCUACCACAUUACUGCCUCCAGAGUGCUAUAGUCCACCAGGGGAUUCAUGUGAUUGGUAUCGCAACUGCCUGGAGAGGAGGUAUCCCUGUGAAGCUACAAGUAAUCAAUAUGCAAUCAAAUACGCUGAACAUUUUUGCAAGUUGUAUGACGAAAACUUUGCAAAGUUCAGUCUAAGCGGGCGAAACUGGGUUAACGGAGUUCGUAAAUGCCUCCAAGUCUCACUGGUGCCACUAUUGCGGCCAUGGGUCGACAAUCCAUCCUGUAAGGAGAUACGAAAAAGAGCGUUUGCCUCUCAUACACCAUGUUACUUGAAUCCAGGAAAUGGUGCGCCGUCCGUCUGUGAUCUUGACUGCUCCGAUUACAACCAGAUCUUUUGGACCAUCAAGGGUUCCUUUGUCAAAGUCGGUACAUUCUGGGAAUCUCUCAAGGGAAUGUGGAACAUAAGUGCGAAAUGUGGACGGUUUGCCUCCAUCAAGAAAUGCUUCAGAAAGCAGAAAGAUAGCCCAGUACAGGUGACCAAGCUGAAGAUUAAAAAGUUUAUUCCGCGAUCAAGGCGCUCAACUUAUAAUCUUCCUGAAUCUGAUGCUCAAAGUCGAUUCGCAGACGGUGUUGCCUCAGCCAUUGCGAGUGCCUUGAAGUGGAACUCAGACGUAAUGGACUGGCUCGCCUACGUUGAGAGAGUUGAAGCUCCAGAUAACAUGGAAAUUGUUGUCUUAUUAGUUGAUAAGAAAGCCCUGGGUAUCGCCAUUACAUCCACUCCAUCCUUUAACUUAAACGAGACCAUCCAAGAUUUUGCCUCAGCUGUACAAAAGGGAGUACUAACUUUGAAAGUGGAUGGAAACAAUAUCUGGGUGAAGAGCUUGGCCUCGUGUUCUGAUAAAGCCUGUACCAGCACCCAGACACUGGCAAUGUCAGACAAGCCUCCAAACUGG
Pocillopora meandrina is the source of this 7562-nucleotide messenger RNA. Lineage: Eukaryota; Metazoa; Cnidaria; Anthozoa; Scleractinia; Pocilloporidae. The record is from the annotation of a GenBank genome assembly.